Molecule: messenger RNA, 5861 nt
Organism: Apis dorsata (giant honeybee)
Lineage: Eukaryota; Metazoa; Arthropoda; Insecta; Hymenoptera; Apidae
Gene: form3
Biological process (GO): cellular component organization
Molecular function (GO): actin binding
Source: RefSeq, a predicted model, not a curated record
AAAGUACGCAUGCGCGGUAAAUCAUUCCAUAGCAAGGUGGCGGCCAGUCGCGCGCUCCUGAAACGCAGUUUCCGCGAAUCGGUGCUUGACGAAAAAAGUGUGCGUGAACCGCGUGCUACCGCAAUCGAAAUGCCGAUCAAACUACGGAUCAUUUAUUCGCCAAACAAUCUGUUGUUUAAAUGAAAAUAAAAGAUUCGGGGAGCAUUUUCCAAAUGCUGUCAAUAUGGAUUCCCACGUUGGUCUCGACUAUAUCGUGGAUAAUCCUGAUUACUGCGUCAAGCUUGCCUCGGCCUUGGACACCGCUUGUCCCUCGGUGAAGAAGCAAGUGGUAGAAUUGCUUUCGGCGUUGUGUGUUUAUAGUCAGGAUGGAAGGCAGAGGGCUAUCGAUACUCUUCACGCAUAUCAGAAACGAAAAACUGAACGAUAUCGUUUACGAAUCGUGGUAGAAGAAUUGCAAAACGCAACCGGCGAAGAUUAUCGAACCGCGCUGUUGGCAUUCAUUAAUUGUUUGGUCAUCUCUACCCCGGUGCUGAAGGAUCGCAUAAGAAUUCGCAACGAGUUCAUCGGUUUGAAGCUCCUUCCGAUUUUGAACGAGCUGCGGAAAAGCCACGCACCGGAUCUAAGAGUGCAGCUCGAUGUUUUCGACGAUCAGCGAGAGGCUGACGAGGAAUUAUCGAAUCACGGACCGCCCGGGAUCGAUCUUUCUUCCCACGUGGACGUUUUUUACGCGAUAUUUGGACAAGUAAGAAUCGAACAUGGUCGAAUUUAUUUUCUGAGCAUCCUUCAACAUCUGUUGCGGCUCGAUCCGAAAGACGCCGCGAGCGAUUUGGCGUGGGACACGGCGGAAACGUUGGUCCACAGAGCAACUCUGUUGGAGAAUCGAGAAGACGCUACCAAGCUGUUGCGUUCGCCUAGCCUUCAGGCGAAUCUCUGCUGCCACUGUCGGGCCACCGAUCAAACGUGCGGAACAUCACGNCAAAAAAAAACCAUCAAUUGGAACAAGAUACCUAAUCACAAGGUGAUCGGAAAACGCAACAUUUGGUCCCUGGUUGCCGACGAACACCAAAACUCUCCGAUGGCGGAUAUAGAUUGGGCGGAAAUGGAGGGUCUCUUUUGUCAACAAGUACCUCCCGUGUUACCAGCCACCUCGUGCUCCUCCCACGGAACCAACUCGGACGCCGAGAAACGACGAAGGGAACCGACCGAGAUCGCGCUUCUCGAUGGAAAGAGGAGUUUGAACGUCAAUAUAUUUUUAAAACAAUUUCGAAGCUCGAACGAGGAUAUUAUCCGGCUAAUAAAGGAUGGCAGCCACGACGAGAUAGGGGCUGAAAAGUUGCGCGGCCUUUUGAAAAUUUUGCCCGAGGUGGACGAAUUAGAGAUGCUGAAGAGCUUCGACGGCGACAAGUCGAAGCUAGGAAACGCGGAGAAAUUCUUUCUCCAACUCGUUCAAGUGCCAAAUUACAAACUGCGUAUAGAGUGUAUGCUGUUGAAGGAAGAAUUCGCCGCCAAUAUGAGCUAUUUGGAACCGAGCAUCAACUCUAUGAUCCUAGCGGGCGAAGAUUUGAUGACGAACAAACCUCUUCAAGAGGUGUUGUACAUGGUUCUGGUAACUGGAAACUUUCUCAAUUCGGGUGGUUACGCUGGGAACGCCGCCGGGGUAAAAUUGUCCUCUUUGCAAAAAUUGACCGAGAUUCGUGCGAAUAAACCUGGAAUGAAUCUUAUACAUUACGUGGCUCUGCAAGCCGAAAGAAAGAGGAAGGAUUUGUUGGAUUUCGCGAAGAACAUGAGCACGUUGGAGGCCGCCACGAAGAGUACAACGGAGCAGUUAAACAACGAAUUUAACGCACUCGACACAAAGAUAAAAAAGAUCAAGGCACAGAUUAAUUUCCCUUCGACGGAAACCGACAUACAGAAACAGAUGGCACAAUUUUUACAGAUCGCGGAACAAGAGAUGAGUCAGUUGAAACGAGACAUGGAAGAGCUGGAAACGUUGAGGCGAUCGCUCGCCGAAUUUUUCUGCGAGGACGGUAACACGUUCAAAAUUGAGGAGUGUUUCAAGAUAUUCCAUCAAUUUUGCCUGAAAUUCAAUCAAGCUGUCGCGGAGAACGAAAGACGUAGAAUUCAAGAAGAACAGGUACUGGCAAGGCGCAAGCAACGAGAAGAACAACUUUUGGCUAAAAAACGAUUAUGUGAGUUUUUGUUACCUCAAAGUAAANNNGAAUGCAAUUUAAUCAGUUACGAUCCUUUCGAUUUUGCUACCGGUUUACCUCAAAGGAAUUACAGUCGUAGCGAUGUUAAGAUGAAAAGACUGCAAAACGGUAUCGUCACUUCUGACGAAGAUGUCUCGAUAACCGGAUCACCCAAUAUCCGACGACGUUUAGGUUCUUGUUCCGGUGGGAUCGUCGAUCAACAAUCUACCAAAGAAGAUAUAUACUCACCGGAUGUCACGCCAAACGGCACUCUUCGACGCCGAAGAAGUCGGAUACCUUGCGAAGACGACGACGGUAAUUUAAUGGACUUUUUGAGAACGUCGGGGCAAGAUGGCAGUCGUGAGAGAAAAUCGUGGGGUAGUUUAGAUCGUUCGUGGGCGAGAAGGGCUCGAGGACAAUCUCGAAGAAGCGAUCUGUUAAACGCCGACUUUUCCAUUGAUCGCGAGAGACCUAAUUCUCCGUCCCCCUUGAUCGAGAGCAAACCUUUCUUACAAGAAGAAGAAACGAAAUCUACAGGGAAAGCAUGGCGGCAAAAAAUUGAGGCGUGGUUGUCGGAGAAUGAAAAAGAAGAUCGGGCAGGGGAAGAGCUUCAGAGGAAGGCGAGACAAUUGCAUCACGCGAAUCGACGAUCUUACGAAGACUCUGAGAGCGAAAGCAAGACGAACACUCAGAUCGAGGCCAAUUCCACGCGCGAUGCUUACUCGGAAGUUUACGAUUGGCGUCCAUCCGUCGAGAAGACAGACGUGAUACGCACGAUGGAGGCUAUCGAAGAGGCUGAAACGCAUCCAUCGCAAAAGGAUAAAUCUCCUUGGCGAAAAUCUAGCCUGAACGUACCAAACAGCAUGGAAGAGACUGACCCGCGUUAUUCCCGUAGGCUAAGAUCGAGACUGAGCGCGGAGAACGUUUUAUCUUCUUCGAGCACGUUACAGUCCAUUAAAGAGGAAGAGAGAAAAAAGAACAAAAUCAACGAUGCCGCGAAUAAUCCAACUUCUCAGGACGAAUUAACUAUCUAUCUGCGACAACCUUACGGCGAUCCUCAACUCGGCGGUUCGAGGAGAUUUUCUUCCAAGCUGAAGAAAGGCGCGGAUGAGGAAAAGAUGAUCGACAAGAUAGAGAUCGACUCCGAUAAUAUAGAAACACCGCCGGCUACUAGAAAACUAUUCAGUCCGCCGAGAGAGGUGAAACCGGUCGAGAGGGAGCCCUGCAAAAGGGAACGUUGCAACGGUUCCUUCCAAACCAGAGAUUUCAAGAACGCGACGGGAAAAAGUGUAAAUAAUAACACCGAUUUCGGGACAGGUAAUUUCGAUCGUUAUUCGUCGGCGAGGAGAACGCGAAGGUACAAAAAGAACCAAGAGAACGGCGCGGAGAAAGAAUCGAAGCACGAAGUGGUCGAUAGCGAUUCGUUUGGGGAGAAACCGGCCGAACGGCCGCACACGCUUCCAUUGUCGGAGGAAGAGGGGCGAGGGAAAUGUUGCCAAACGUCGCCUGUUUGGGAAGAGAAAUCGAAACGGCAAGAUACGUCGAAUUUGUUCGAUAUAGAUACGGCACUGGCGGAGAUCGCCCGUUCCGGUGAGGAUCUUCAACGAUUGUCGCGGCCGUUCACCAAUCGAAACUCGAGAUUACCGGUUAGCCAACCGUCGGCCGUGAUCGCCGUAACGAACACCGUUCUUAGCCCCGUGAUGCAAGAAUCCAGGCCACGCGAGCCGUCUUUAACCGUUCACGCGGAAAGAGCGGUGACCAGUCGCGAGCGGCAGAGGAGCAUGAUCGAUCCUAGUCAGGUGAAAGAGGCUAUCAGUUUGACCAACAAUCCGCCCAGUCAGGUGAACGAAGAUCGAAACGUCUCAAUCUCCUCCCGAUCGCGACAUCAGCCUGCCGAAGACGAAAUCGAUCUGGCCGUCGAAUCGAACGAGAAUAUCCAUCGCGUCAAACGUUCCGAAUCGACGCCGCUUCGAAACCAAAAUAAAAUGAUGCAAGACGCGCCGCGAUCCAACCACGACGGUUCUGCCUUUCAUCCCACUUACGCCUCGUCCCCUCAUCUGAAUGUCCCUAACUCUACCUCUCACCACUCUUUCUCCUCUUUGCCCCCCUCCGGUAAAGUUCGUGAUCAAGAGAUGAACGACGAGGGUUUCGAGGAGACGCAAAGUUUAGUUUCGGAAACCCUGAGUCAAGAGACGUCCUCUGGAAAUUACGAAACGGACACUCAUGAUUCAACUCGAUGCUCGCCGGCCGAAUUGCGUUACGGUGGAGUCGAUUCCAAUAAUCCUUCGAUGGUUCAACCCACCAUUGAUGUCAAAUCAUUGGGUAACCACGAUUCGGCCAAUCCGAUUGGAGGAAAUCCGUUGAAAGCGACAAAAACGUCCGCCGCGCCAUCUACGAUCAAAGCCAACUCGUUAAAGCACACCGUUGAGAAAUCUAGCUUUCUCCCGAAACGAGCCAACAGUUUGAAGCGAGAUGUUGGAAAGGCGGAAACUGCGCAACGAAAUUCGAGUUCGACGUUCCAAUCGACCAACAACAACAACAACAACAAUCAAAUGAGAAACGAAGUGGAACGUUCGGGAUCGAGGAGCAGUCUUCGCAGUUCCCGAAGCUCGUUGAACAGCGCCACGUCUGUCAACACCGUGCGAAAUUUAGUACCGAAUCACGCACCUCUGCGCACCUACACGUCCGCGAUUUGCGCGUUGACCAAUGACUUACGAAAAAGUCCAUCUCACAAUCCGUUGCCGUUGAAGAACAACGAGAAACGUCGUACGAAUCCACGUUCCACGACAAUAAGCAGAAUACCCGCGAGCAGAAGUAGCAGCAGUGGAAGUAGCGUGGGUCCGACGGCAAGAACUGUUCGCAAAUCUCUCGGAUCGAGCAUCGACGCGCAAAAAAGAAACAAGGGAGGACGAGUAAUCGCUUCGCGUAGCAGCAGCAGCGGAAGCGGCAGCAGCGUGGGACCGUUAUCCGCUCCGUUGAAUCGCGUCAACGUUGAAAAAGCGACGACGCCGUCGGCUACCAAAAGUAAAUUGAUCCAUCCGAGAGCCGGGGCCAAGAAUCAUAGUUUCAUGAGGCCGACCGCAGCGAGUGUGAACAAAGGUUCUAUACCCAAUUUACCGAGGAGCAUCAAAAGUUUGGUUAAGUGAAGUGACGUGAGAAAAAAGAGGUGAAAGAGAGGUUAUAGUUGUUAGAGAUUGCUGUAGCUUUAUAUGUAUACAUAUGUACAUACCGUUUUUUUUUUCUUGUAAUAUGUUUAUUCUCAAAGAGUUUAUAUUCAAUGGGAUAUUCCUUGAUUUUUAAAUCGUUCACUUUGACAUUCAGUUCAGAUGAUUGACAAAAAAGAAAAGAACAUCGAUUUUACAAAAGACAUCGUUUUAAAGGGCAUUUAACGAGCUGCGAUACAAUCGUCUUAAGAUCAUUUCGAAUUCGUAUUUCUUGGAAAAUAUACGUAUAUUAAGCAUUUAUAUAAGAAGAACAUUCGAUUUCGAUAACGUUACGUUGAUCACUUCGGACGGGCUUGAUCGAAAAAUCAAAAAAAGCAUCACGCUUUGAAACGUGCAAUCGAAUACCACGUUCGUUAAAAUGCAAUUUUGAAUACUUACUUCAUAGUUCAUAGUUCGAAACAUCACGAGCAACGAAACAAUGCAAAGAUAUAAUUUAUAAUCAUCUGUA